Cyprinus carpio (common carp) is the source of this 5674-nucleotide messenger RNA. RefSeq names its product zinc finger FYVE domain-containing protein 9-like. The transcript has 19 exons. Gene Ontology annotation, biological process: endosomal transport. Bases 167 to 3826 code for a protein of 1219 amino acids. Gene Ontology annotation, molecular function: metal ion binding. The record is from RefSeq and is a predicted model, not a curated record. Gene Ontology annotation, cellular component: early endosome membrane. NCBI's taxonomy places the organism in Eukaryota, Metazoa, Chordata, Actinopteri, Cypriniformes, Cyprinidae.
GAGGUAUUAUCAUCCUGUUCUGUUUCAGAUUUGGCUGUCCAAUGUGUGUGAAACUGGAUGAGACAAGGGCUCUAUCAGGAGCCUUUGUGCAGAUAUACCUGCAGUUACUGAAGAGGACCUCUGGGCAGGUUCACACGGCACUUGGCAGGGUGGAGUUUCUUGACCCAUGGAGAAUUACUUUCAGGCUGAGGCCUUUAACUUGGACAAGGUGCUGGAUGAGUUUGAACAGAAUGAAGAUGAAACGGACACGCCGACUCUCUCAGAUGCCAAGUGGACCCAGAUUCUCGCCCCGCCAUCACACCUCCUUUCCCUGAAUCCAGCACUGUCCCACUCCGAUCUUAGCCCAAGGGACAGUCCUAUCAGCUUCAAGCCGCUUCUAGAUGCCCAGACAUCAGAUGGCCCCUCUUUGGCUGAGGUCACCAGGUUAGACGGGAAACAGGGGGUGGGGCAGCAGCCAGAGGGCAGGAGUGAAGAACGGCCAGCAGAUGUUCACAGUCCUCCUCUGCCCCAGCCCAACAUUGGCAAGCUGGUGAGCACUGAUGGGCAAAUGCCAGACUUGCCGUCCUCCAACAGAGUGGUGCUGGAAAACGGUUAUCCAUCUAGUCCUGAUCUUAGUGAUCGGACUGACGUUCUUCCGGGCAAUGAAGAUGAGACAUGUCUGACUGUUACGGAUGAGCAAAGUGUUGAGGACACUGGUCCCCAAGACUUUAAGAUGGUGCAGAAUGGUACUGACGAGGGAAGUGGUGGUGGUCUUCAAGAUCUCACGGUUCUCGAGGAAGAGUGCGGGAAUGGGCCACCAGUUUUGAAUAAUGGUGUUAAGAUAGAGCGAAGCCAGUCUGACAGUGGUUCACCUGUCCGUGAGUUCGGAAUGAUCGACAGUAAUCUGGUAUUUCCAGAAGGAAGUAAUCCCCAGAAAGGGGAAGCGGUUUUGCACAAAUCAGUGAGUGAUGGCGUAGAACUGGAUUUUGAGAGGGAGAAUCAUAAGGGUGCCUUUCAAAAUGGCAGACUGGUUGAGAAUGAAAUUGCGGGGGAAGACACCUGGGCGUCAAAUCAGGAAGAGAAAGAGAAAAUGAUAGAGAGUGACCACGAGGGAAUGCACAGAGAGCCUGAAUCAUCAGGGGCGGAGAAGUCCCUGUCCAAUGGUCUGAUUGUGGAUCAUGGUGGAGAUGCGCAAAGCCAGUCCGUGGUCCCUUCAAAGGAGGACUCUGUGACGGAGGAAAAAGAAAUGGAGGAAAGCAAACAAGAGUCUUGUGAUUCAGUACGAGGGCUGGAAUCUGGCAGAAUGGGCAAACUCAACAACAGCCGGCUGCAGCCUGUCAGCGUUCCCUACGGUGGUGCCCGCCCGAAACAGCCUGUCAGUCUGAAGCUGCAGAUUCCCCAGCAUUUCUCGAGCCAAGUCCAGAAUGAAUUUGGCUCCACUGGCAAGAACAAGAACCUGGAGCCACAGAGUAGGACAGGAAGCCUUGAGGCGUCUUGUGGAGCAACUGAGUCUGGUGUCGUUCGAAUAAAUGGAGAGCAUGGAGAAAGCUUUUCUGGCUUACUCAUCCCUUCUGAGAGUCCAGACAAUGACCUUCAGGCAGGACAGCAAUUGAAGAAACCCUUCAACUCUUUGGGGGAAGUGGCUCCUGUUUGGGUUCCUGACUCCCAAGCACCAAUUUGCAUGAAGUGCGAGGUCAAGUUCACCUUUACUAAAAGAAGGCAUCAUUGUCGGGCUUGUGGCAAGGUGUUCUGUGCUGCUUGUUGUAGUCUGAAAAGCAGGCUGAUGUACAUGGACAGAAAAGAAGCGAGGGUUUGUGUUACCUGCCAUCGUGCACUUAUGAACGUUCAAACAUGGGAGAACAUGAGAGGAGGUUGCAACCAGAGCCCAAAUCCCAACAACCCAGCUGAGUACUGCUCCACUAUACCCCCUCUGCAACAAGCCCAGGCAUCAGGAGCACUCAGCUCCCCACCCCCAACCGUAAUGGUGCCCGUUGGUGUCCUGAAACAGCCAGGAUCUGAAGGCUCUGUUCCUCGAGAGCAAAGAAGGGUUUGGUUUGCUGACGGCAUUUUACCCAAUGGGGAAGCUACAGACUCUUCUAAAGGGCCGGCGGCAAACCCCAACCCCACACAGCCUGUGGCAGCGUCCCAGUACUCAAACAAAUCCUCAGGAGCCAAUGCUUCUGAGGCGGCCCGUGCCACUGGAGCCCCGAUGGCCAGCCCUGUGGGCAGCUCUCUCAGUCUGAUCCCAGAGGACGGACUUCCUCCCAUCCUCAUCUCCACAGGCAUCAAAGGAGGUACGGGAGGCCACAUCACAGACUAUGCUGUGGAGGAAAGACCUUCUGAGAUUGUGCUGAUGCAGCAGCUUGAGGAGGGCGGCCCUGAUCCCCUGGUGUUUGUCCUUAAUGCCAACCUGCUGGCCAUGGUCAAACUGGUCAAUUAUGUAAAUAGGAAGUGCUGGUAUAUGACAACAAAGGGUAUGCAUGCCGUGGGCCAGGCAGAGGUUGUAGUGCUUCUACAGUGCCUCCCUGAUGAGAAAACCAUUCCUAAGGACGUCUUCAGCCACUUCGUCCAGCUGUACCGGGAGGCUCUCACAGGAAAUGUGUUAAGUCACCUGGGCCACUCCUUCUUCACUCAGAGCUUCCUGGGCAGCAAGGAACAUGGCGGCUUCCUUUACAUUAGCCCCACCUUCCAGACCCUGCAGGACCUGCCUUUGCCUAACCCACCCUACCUCUUUGGCAUCCUCGUGCAGAAGUGGGAGACCCCCUGGGCCAAGGUCUUUCCCAUCCGACUCAUGCUUCGCCUAGGGGCGGAAUACCGAUUCUACCCCUGCCCACUAUUUAGCGUUCGCUUCAGAAAACCCCUCUUUGGAGAGACUGGUCAUACCAUUAUGAACUUAUUGGCAGAUUUCCGUAACUAUCAGUACACCUUGCCAGUGGUGAAGGGGCUGGUGGUGGACAUGGAAGUGAGGAAGACGUGCAUCAAGAUACCGAGCAACCGUUACAAUGAGCUUGUAAAGGCUAUGAAUAAGUCAAACGAGCAUGUGCUGGCAAUGGGAGCGUGCUUCAACGAACGGGCGGAUUCUCAUCUUGUAUGUGUUCAGAACGAUGAUGGAAACUACCAGACCCAGGCCAUCAGUAUUCAUCACCAGCCUCGCAAAGUGACUGGGGCCUCCUUCUUUGUGUUCAGCGGGGCUUUAAAGUCUUCAUCGGGCUACUUGGCUAAGACCAGCAUUGUGGAAGAUGGCGUGAUGGUGCAGAUUACAGCUGAAACGAUGGAGGCCCUAAGGCAAGCCCUGAGAGAGAUGAAAGAUUUCAGGAUUGCCUGCGGGAAAGCUGAUCAGGAGGAGAACCAGGAGCACGUCCAUAUCCAGUGGGUUGAUGAUGACCACAAUGUCAACAAGGGUGUGAUCAGCCCCAUUGAUGGAAAAUCCAUGGAGUCAGUCACCAGUGUUAAGAUCUUCCAUGGCUCGGAGUAUAAAGCCAAUGGGAAGGUCAUCCGUUGGACAGAGGUGUUCUUCCUGCGGAGCGAGGACCAGACCAAUGGUCUGAGUGAUCCUGCGGACCACAGCCGACUCGCUGAGAAUGUGGCAAGGGCUUUCUGCAUGGCCCUGUGCCCUCACUUCAAACUUCUCAAAGAGGACGGCAUGGCUAAACUGGGCCUGCGGGUCACGUUGGGCUCAGAUCAGGUGGGCUACCUAGCAGGCAAUAACGGUCAGCCGCUGCUCCCCCAGUACCUGAGUGAUCUAGACAGCGCCCUCAUCCCAGUGAUCCACAGCGGGGCCUGCCAGCUGAGUGAAGGGCCUGUGGUGAUGGAGCUCAUCUUCUACAUCCUGGAGAUCAUCUCCUAAAACGAGGGAAUCCAUCCAGUCUCAGACUCAUGCCUCCCACCAGCUUGAGUCCCUCUUCGCUCUCUUUCUCUCAUUUGCACUUCAAAGAGCCUGAAAGCUGUGCAGGAACAAGUCCUCCAUACCACCUAUGCACCAUCUCCACUGGGACGCCCUCUGCCCAGCCCCGCUGAACGUGGUGCUCUCUUUCGUUUCUCCUCACUUCUCAACUCCACUGUGGAAACCAUAGACCCUGUUGGGUCAAAAGGGGUGGCGACCCUGAAUUCGAUCUCUUCAGAACCGUUGUAGCAACACUAAGCUCCUCAAACACAAGAGGGCGCUCUACACGCUCAGUCCUAAUGGAGACGACUGACAGAAGGGAAGGUGUGCACCAUGAAAUGGUUUCGGGUCACAGUGCCUGGGCCUCAAUUAGAAACGAAGAACGAGCUUCAGUCUCGCCUCUAAGCUUUAUGAAUCACCAGAUGCUUUAUUUCAUGAAUAUGGACCUUGUUUUGUUUUAAAACUGCUCCAAAGCUAAAAUGAUGUAGCUUCCUCAUAGACGGGCUGCUUGUCAUAGUAGCGGGAAGAUUGUGGAACAGUAUUAGGAAUGUUGACGAUUGAGUUACUGUUAAGUAAUGUCAAGAACGGACCUCUGUUAUAGACUUUAUUAUUAUUACAAGACAAUAAGUUCCAACAAUAAUUUCAAGCGGCCUUCAGGAAUUCAACUACAACUUCAAGAUCCAUAUAAUGAUAUGGUUGGUUUCAUCAGAUGGCCUACGCUUGAUGAAUGAGGACAGCAGCUGAUAUUAAGAUCCACAGCAAGUGAACCUCACAGCCCUUUAUUAACAGGUCAACAGUUGAGACAAAUCAUGUGUUUCUUGCUUUUGGUGAAGAGCGCCGACAGCUUUGGAAGCAGACUGUUCAUGAAAAAUAAAUGGCAUUUCAUGAAAGCUGCAUUGUCUUCCCACUAACACAGCUCAAAACAGCCUUUUGUUACUCCCUGUAUCCACCUUUGUCAUUGUUUUUGUAGCUGUGCAGUAUUGUAUAUCUUGACAUUUCUAUAUUUUGUUAACCAUAGCCUUUUUCCAUGUAACUUUUUUUUUUUUGGCCGGCCCAAAGUGUGAUACAGCAUGCAUGCUGAAACCAAUGAGAACGUGUAGUUCUCUGAAAAUCUUUGCAUUUCGACAGAAUUUCAGAGGACGAUCUGCUCGAAAAUAAUAGUUUUACAUACUAUUGAUUUGAUCUGUGAUGAAACAGUCAAAACCUGUCAUGGGUGGAAUGGGAAUAAAUUUGCAAUGUAUGAAAAGCCAAAAAGAAACAGAAAAAAGACAACCUUUCUUUAUUGUACACUACAAAUGUCAAUAAAAGCAGUCUUUAUCAAACCUGUUGAAUAUACAAAAUUUAUUUAUUUUUUUUUACUUUUUUUAUUAGUCACCAUUAAAAGUCAAAUAAAAUCCAUUUCAGUUAAUCAAGAAAAGUCAGGAACUGCAGAUUUUUGUUUUUCUCAUUUAAUAACAAAACAGUUGAAAUAAACUUGUUGUAAAAUGAAAAUAAAUUACAUGGCUGACUCCGGAGGGAAAGAGAGUAGAAAAAAAAAACUGAAACAUGCUAUAUGUAACAUGAGACAAUUGAGACCCACGUUUUCCAGGAUAAGUUGUGGAUUUAAAAACCACUUAAUGAAGAAUCAACACUGACAGUACAAUUUAAACUAGGACAAAGCUCGAUCCGAGACUGGAAAAUGUGCCAAAUCACAUGAGAUGGGAACAGCUGAAACUGAAAUGGAUGGACAGAGUAAGAACUAGGCUGAUGGAUCUAGAUUGUACAUUGUCCAUGCUUAAAAGCCAAAUAUCAGUCAAUUCUGAAAGAAUUGCU